CAACACGGAGGCUGAUUGAUUUAUUAAAUAAAACCAAGAGGAAAAAAAUUAACCCUUUGCGGUGCGAAAGCGGAAGCGGAAGUGAGGAACAAGACACGUGCUGCGCAGAGGAACGCGUGCUGGAGCGGCGACAGACAUGAAGAGACCGAAGCUGAAGAAGGCGAGCAAACGUCUAUCAUGCGCCAAACGCUUCAAAAUACAGAAGAAGGUUCGGGAGCAUAACCGUAAAUUACGGAAAGCGGCAAAGAAGAAAGGAAUAACCCGAAAGCCAAAGAAAGAUAUUGGAGUACCCAACAGUGCACCUUUUAAAGAGGAAGUGCUUCGAGAAGCUGAGCAGAGAAAACAGGAGCUUGAAGCUCUGAAAGAGCAAAACAAGAUUGCAAAACAGCAAGAGAGAGCUGAAAAGAGGAAAAAGGACAAAGAAGCAGCCAGUGCUGGAGAUGAACCCUUGUCCAAGAAAGCGAAAAAGGUGGCAAAAGCUAAAGAAGCAAAGGCUGCAAUAGUUAAAAAGAAAAGCACUAAAACAUUCAAAUGCUGCGAGCUGAACAAGGUGAUUGAGGAAUCUGACGUGAUAGUGGAGGUUUUGGAUGCCAGAGAUCCUCUGGGCUACCGCUGCCCUCAGCUGGAGGAAAUGGUCCUGAAACACGAGGGAAAGAAGAAACUCUUGUUCAUAUUGAACAAAAUAGAUCUCGCUCCUAAAGAUAACGUGGAGAAAUGGCUCCGGUAUCUUGAAGCAGAGUGUCCAACUUUUCUCUUCAAAGCAUCAAUGCAGCUACAGGACAGAACUGUGCAACAGAGGAAGCAGAGAGGAAAUAAUGCAGUUCUGGAUCACAGCAGAGCAGCUUCAUGUUUUGGAAGAGACAGUUUCCUACAGACGCUUACUACCUUGGCUAACAAGAAGGAUGCCGAUACCAUGCUUAAAGUUGCUGUUGUCGGAUUCCCCAAUGUUGGAAAGAGCAGCAUCAUCAACAGUGUGAAAGAGGUCCGAGUGUGUCACGUUGGCGUACAGAGAGGACUGACCAGAUGUAAACAGGAAGUGCAUAUUACUAAGAGGUUGAAGAUGAUUGACAGUCCAGGGGUUGUGGCGGCCCCCAGUAACCCAGGAGAUGCGAUGGCCCUCAGGAGCCUGCAGGUGGAGGAGAACGAAGAGAGUCCACUGGAAGCGGUCAGGACUCUGCUCAAACAGUGCAGUCAGCAACAUAUAAUGUUACAGUAUAACGUCCCCGACUACAGAACCUCCUUAGAGUUCUUGACCGCCCUUGCCAAGAAACGAAGGUUCCUGCAGAAAGGUGACGUUCCAGACACGGAGCUGGCAGCCAUGACGUUCCUCAGCGACUGGACAGGGCCAAAACUGAGUUACCACACCAGAGCUCCAGAGCACCGGGGCCUCCCCUCGUACCUCACCGACGCCAUCGUGACUGAACUCAGGUCAGAUGUGGAUAUGGACGCGGUGAGGAUGGGCAAUGAGAACGUUUUGAAAGGUGUGCGAUUCCCCAAUCUAGCGAGCAGUAUAAGUUUUAACUCAAGAGGCCCUACCGCUGGUGUGCUGAACGUCAAUGAGCUUCCUAAAGAGACUGUAACAACCACAGAAGAAGAAGAAGAUAAGGAGACGGAAGAGACCGUCAACACAGAGGAGCCUGAGGUUGAAACUCCAGUUUCUACGAUGGUGACAGAGAUUCAGGAAUCAACAAAAAAGAAAAAAGCUAAACCAGCUAAAAAAGUGAAGUUCAUCUCGGUCAACGUCGACCAGACUUCAGUGCAGCACAACAAUGACGACGCAUAUGAUUUCAACACCGAUUUUGUGUAAAGUUUCUCCAGCGUGUACAGAUUCAUGUGGACUGAGAGGAAUCGGAUUAUGAAAAGGCACUCGGUUGGAGUGUAUGUAAUAUGUGAUCUCUGUAUCUGUUUGUAUUAGUACAUAAAAUAUGUAUUAUUGAGUUGAAUAAAUAAAAGGUUCAUACUUUUACAUUGCAUACAAAACUUAUACUGAGCUUUAUUCAAUACUUUGUUAGAACACUUUUUUCCUUUAUGUACAAAUUGGCAUAUUUUCACUUGAAGGUCAAGGACAAAACCUAGCAUGGAGAAGAAAAAACAACAAAAA
Labeo rohita (rohu) is the source of this 2101-nucleotide messenger RNA. It is a transcript of the gene gnl3, whose product is annotated as guanine nucleotide binding protein-like 3 (nucleolar). The transcript has 15 exons. Lineage: Eukaryota; Metazoa; Chordata; Actinopteri; Cypriniformes; Cyprinidae. Gene Ontology annotation, cellular component: nucleolus. Gene Ontology annotation, molecular function: GTP binding. Bases 137 to 1807 code for a protein of 556 amino acids. The record is from RefSeq and is a predicted model, not a curated record.